Messenger RNA from Gongylonema pulchrum, 405 nucleotides. NCBI's taxonomy places the organism in Eukaryota, Metazoa, Nematoda, Chromadorea, Rhabditida, Gongylonematidae. The record is from the annotation of a GenBank genome assembly.
AUGCCAGGAAAAGCGGGGGUAUCUGGACAUCCUGGUUUGCCAGGUAUGAAGGGCGAAAAAGGCAUGGAGGGAAUGCCAGGAGAAGAUGGCACUGCCGGGGGCCCAGGAGCCCCUGGACGAAAAGGCGACGCUGGAAUUGCGGGACGACCCGGAGUUCCUGGGUUUCCAGGUAAAAAAGGAGAGCCAGGAUCACAUGGUGUGCCAGGAGUAGCAGGACCAGUCGGAGAACGCGGAAUGCCAGGCACUCCAGGGCCGCAAGGCCUUCCCGGACCAAUUGGGCCGCCGGGUGUGUUAGGACUUCCAGGACAAAAGGGUGACAUGGGCAGUCCAGGAUAUCCCGGCGCGAAAGGAGACCCCGGACGUGAUGGUCUUCCUGGAUUGCCUGGUGUGUUAAUAGUUUUAUAG